AUGCUAGCCUGUAUCCAGAGAUGGCAGAACUUCUCGUCGCAGCAUUUGGGCUUCACCCCCAAAACACUCGACGUUUCGCCACCAUCGUUACUGCUGCCAGUACCCCCACAGCAGACAUGCAGCCAGAAAGGGGAAUCGAGCUCCAUGAUCUCUCGGUAUCCAUCUCCUGCAGAGUUGGAUGCUUUCGCCCAGAAGACCGCCAACAGCCCGUUGUCCAUCAAAAUCUUUCCGUCUGACGUACGGGUGCCACAACACAAGCAGCUUAACAGAACUGUGAACGGCUUGGACACCACGGGCCAACGCUACAGCCCCUACUCACACCCGCACUCUGGAGGCUACCAGGGCUUACUGGCCAUCGUCAAAGCCUCUGUGGUGGUCAAAGGUGUGGUAAAAACCUCUGAGGGCAGGAAGACUAAACAUGCAAACCCCCAGACCUCUGUGGCACCGUAUAAUAAUCCUCUGAACAAUAGCUACAAGGUCCGACACGGGCAUGAGGCCUAUCGCAUAAGCUCCUGUGAGCCCCCGGAUGUAGCCGUUAAAACGCUUUGUUCUACUGCAGGAAUGGCCUCCGGAGAUCAGAGCCUGGCUCCCCAGAACGAGCUGGCAGAGGUUCAAAGCCUGAUGAGGCAGAUGAGCAGAGUUCCCUACGAUCAGGCCCUGCAGCCGGGGGGAGCGGCUCGAGCCAGCCCCUCGCUGCAGGCCGUGGCUGCAGUGGCGCAUACAGGCUCCGACUUUGCCUUUGGAGUGCCGCCCCAGAGCAGUUUGGCAUUUGCGGGGGCAGUGCUACCGACGCAGGGCGCAGACACAGCCAAAACGGGCUACUUGGAGAGAGGAGACUACACGGUGUGGCGGCACAAAGCUCAAACGCAGCAGCAGCCGUAUCAGCAGGAAGCAGUGAGGGUGUACGGUGUGGGGGGCUGCGGGGCAGCUGAGGCUGGUGUGGGCCAGUCUCCUGAAACUGGCCUCCCACUGCCGUGCUCGUCACAGCUGUCGUACAGGCAGCACUCUGGAAACAUGGGAGCUGGACCGGACCGAGGCGGUGUUCCAGGGGAGCGGCCGGUCGGACAGUUUUUCGCUCCACUCUGGGACGACCCCAGCAGCGACUGUUACGCCUCUCAAGUGUUAGGCCCGUGCACGACCAGGCCUGGAGACGUGAGGCACUCCCACCUGCACCUCCAGCCACAGCUCCACCCUCCUCUUCCAUUUCAUCCUCCCCAUCCUCACCCUCACCUCCAGACCUACGCCACGGACCAAAACCAGUGCUGCGGGCUGCCUAGUGUCAGCCUGUGCCACGCUGCAGUGCUCAGCAGCAGCCUGCAGUCUCUGGAGUGCCUCAUCAGUGAGAUCCACCCGCCCUGCAUCAAAGAGCGCAUGCUGGGCCGCGGGUACGACGCCGUGGGGAUGCCUCAGCUGCUGGAGCACCAACAGCACAUCCAGCUCCCCGUCUACAGAUAGGUGCUGCCACGCUGAGAGACACGCAAGACGUUUUUUUGUUUAAAGUUUAAACAUGCCUCUUUGAUUUGUGCAUGUAUUUGUAGAUUUUGUGUUUUAUGCCUGGAAAAAAGAAGGAAAGUGAUAAUCAGGAUUUGAGAUGCAAGCGUGCGCUACGGACUCUUUUUACUUUUGCAUCUUUACUGACUGCUGUGAUUGAUUUAACACUGGAUCACACUCGCGGUUUAUACUGAUUUUUGUAGGCCUUUCCAAAAAUGGAAACAAGUGGAGCUGAAAUGAGAAGGGGGAGCCAAUCAACAACGACACAACUGGAUCCAGAAAGAAUAUCAAUGACGAAAUGAUUCACUUUGAUGAACGCUCACAACCACUGUUUGAAGAUGUAAUCAUUUUUCUGUCAUUCAGUUAAAUGUUAUCAUUUAAUGUCCUAAUUUUAGUUUAUUCUUUUGGUG
Molecule: messenger RNA, 1901 nt
Organism: Nematolebias whitei (Rio pearlfish)
Lineage: Eukaryota; Metazoa; Chordata; Actinopteri; Cyprinodontiformes; Rivulidae
Product: protein FAM222A
Exons: 2
Coding region: 1-1455 (484 amino acids)
Source: RefSeq, a predicted model, not a curated record